Messenger RNA from Austrofundulus limnaeus, 1794 nucleotides. RefSeq names its product cholinergic receptor, nicotinic, beta 1 (muscle) (gene chrnb1). The transcript has 11 exons. The record is from RefSeq and is a predicted model, not a curated record. NCBI's taxonomy places the organism in Eukaryota, Metazoa, Chordata, Actinopteri, Cyprinodontiformes, Rivulidae. Gene Ontology annotation, cellular component: postsynaptic membrane. Gene Ontology annotation, molecular function: acetylcholine-gated monoatomic cation-selective channel activity; transmembrane signaling receptor activity. Bases 159 to 1643 code for a protein of 494 amino acids. Gene Ontology annotation, biological process: monoatomic ion transmembrane transport.
UGACUGACAGACAACAACAGCUCAAACCGGCCAAACCGAUUCUAAGUUCAGCUGUUUCUUUCCUAAUGACAAAGAGAAGAAAUGAUUUGAAGACGUUUGAUCAACCAGUUUGAAGAUCUGUUCUGAGGAAUUUGGAAAGCUUUGGUCCUGAAGGCACCAUGAAAAGUCUGGACAAGUUCUUGUUGAUAUGUUGCUUUUACGGCCUGAGUACAUUAGGAGAAGCUGUAGAUCAGGAGCAGCAACUGAUGAAGACCAUCUUCACUGGAUACGACCUGAAGGUCCGACCGGCUCGCAGCACAGAAGACAGGGUGGUGGUCCGGGUGGGGAUGAUCCUCUCCUCCUUCGUUGGACUGAACAUGAAAAAUGAAGAAAUGAGCACAAUUGUUGUCAUGAAUCUGGAGUGGACGGAUUAUCGGCUGAUGUGGAAACCCAAGCAGUACGACGGAAUCCAAGUGUUGAGGGUCCCCUCUGCUAAAGUGUGGCUCCCUGAUAUCGUCCUCAUUAAUAAUAACGAUGGUGUGUUUGAUGUGGCCCUGCACGUCCACGUUCAGGUCUACAGCACCGGACGGGUCACCUGGACGCCCCCUGCUCUCUACUGCAGCUCCUGUGGAGUAAAGGUGACAUAUUUCCCGUUCGACUGGCAGAACUGCUCCAUGCAGUUCCGCUCCUACACCUACGACUCAACGGAGAUCGACCUGCAGUACGCCCUGGACUCCAGAGGCAAGGAGAUCCGGGAGAUCCAGCUGGACGAGGCCUUCAGCGAGAGCGGAGAGUGGGAGAUCCGUCACAAGCCGAGCAGGAAGAACAUGAACGACGACAUGUACGAGGAAAUGACCUUCUACCUGAUCAUCGAGAGGAAGCCUCUGUAUUACAUCAUCAACAUCAUCAUCCCCUGCAUCCUCAUCACCAUCAUCGCCAUCUUUAACUUCUACCUGCCUCCGGACGCAGGUGAGAAGAUGGGUCUGUCCAUCAACGUUCUGCUGACCCUCACCGUCUUCCUGCUGCUGCUGGCCGAUAAAAUCCCAGAGACCUCGCUGGGCGUCCCGAUUAUCGUCAACUACAUCAUGUUCACCAUGAUCCUGGUCACCUUCUCCGUCAUCCUCAGCGUGGUCGUCCUCAACCUGCACCACCGCUCGUCCAACACACACACCAUGCCCAUGUGGGUGCGCAAGAUCUUCAUCCACAUGCUGCCUCCGUACCUGUUCAUGCUGCGACCAAAAGUGGAAACCCCGCUGUCCCUGGAGGUCAUGCCCCGUCGAGAGAAAAAGAUCUUCACCAUCAGCAAAGCUGCCGACGAGUACUUCAUCCGAAAACCCGACCUGUCCGUCUUGUUCCCCAGACCCAACAGAUUCCAGCCCGAGGGUCUGUGCACCGACUUGAGGAAGUUCAUCGACGGCCCGAGCUCGUACCUCACGCUGCCCGACGAGCUGAAGUCAGCCAUCGACGCCAUCACCUACAUCGCCGAGGCUCUGCAGGCCGAGAAAGAUGACGAAGCUCUGAAGGAGGACUGGCAGUACGUGGCCAUGGUGGUGGACCGGAUGUUCCUCUGGAUCUUCGUGAUCUUCACCACGGUGGGCACCCUGGCCAUCUUCAUCACUGCCAGCUUCAACCACACGCCCACCGACCCGUUCAAAGAACCCUGAGGAACCCAAGUGUUGGGUUUUCAGAAGAACCCGUCGAUCAUCAACUGCAGCGUUUUUGUUUUAAUGAGUUCCUCUCUGCAUGAAUCCUGUAAAUUAUUGAGUUUAUGAACGUUUUUAAUUCACCAGUAUUAAAAAUAUUUGAUUAAUUUUA